AUGGGCGCAUCGGGUCCCUUCUUCCUGCCCGUGAGGUCUCUGCUGCCUUAUGACGAGGGCCGAGGCAAGGCGGAGGCAGACUUGGGGUCUCAGAGGAACCAGAAGGAUGGGGCUGGCAAAGAGAAAGUCUCCGUGUGGUCCCUGGCCCUGGGCCAGCAGUACACCUCGCUGGGCUCGCAGCCCCUGCUCUGCGGCUCCAUCCCAGGCCUGGUCCCCAAGCAGCUGCGCUUCUGCCGCAAUUACAUCGAGAUCAUGCCCAGCGUGGCCGAGGGCGUGAAGCUGGGCAUCCAGGAGUGCCAGCACCAGUUCCGGGGCCGCCGCUGGAACUGCACCACCAUAGACGACAGCCUGGCCAUCUUCGGGCCCGUCCUAGACAAAGCCACCCGCGAGUCGGCCUUCGUGCACGCCAUUGCCUCUGCCGGCGUGGCCUUCGCCGUCACGCGCUCCUGUGCCGAGGGCACCUCCACCAUCUGCGGCUGCGACUCGCAUCACAAGGGGCCGCCAGGCGAGGGCUGGAAGUGGGGCGGCUGCAGCGAGGACGCCGACUUCGGGGUGCUCGUGUCCCGGGAGUUCGCGGACGCGCGCGAGAACAGGCCGGACGCGCGCUCGGCCAUGAACAAGCACAACAACGAGGCGGGCCGCACGACCAUCCUGGACCACAUGCACCUCAAGUGCAAGUGCCACGGGCUGUCAGGCAGCUGCGAGGUCAAGACCUGCUGGUGGGCCCAGCCCGACUUCCGCGCCAUCGGCGACUUCCUCAAGGACAAGUACGACAGCGCCUCCGAGAUGGUGGUGGAGAAGCACCGCGAAUCCCGCGGCUGGGUGGAGACCCUCCGCGCCAAGUACGCGCUCUUCAAGCCGCCCACCGAGAGGGACCUGGUCUACUACGAGAACUCCCCCAACUUCUGCGAGCCCAACCCCGAGACGGGCUCCUUUGGCACCAGGGACCGGACUUGCAAUGUCACCUCCCAUGGCAUCGAUGGCUGCGACCUGCUCUGCUGUGGCCGCGGCCACAACACGAGGACGGAGAAGCGGAAGGAGAAAUGUCACUGCAUCUUCCACUGGUGCUGCUACGUGAGCUGUCAGGAGUGCAUCCGCAUCUACGAUGUACACACCUGCAAGUAGGGAGCCAGGGCAGUGGGAACAGGUGAAGUGUGUGGCUGGGCAGAUUCACCGAAGUCCCAUGGGAAGCAGGACCUGGAGCCGGGCUCAGCCCUCAG
This is a messenger RNA of Panthera uncia (snow leopard), 1220 nucleotides long. RefSeq names its product Wnt family member 3 (gene WNT3). The record is from RefSeq and is a predicted model, not a curated record. Lineage: Eukaryota; Metazoa; Chordata; Mammalia; Carnivora; Felidae. Gene Ontology annotation, cellular component: extracellular region. The transcript is spliced from 5 exons. Gene Ontology annotation, molecular function: frizzled binding; cytokine activity. Bases 1 to 1125 code for a protein of 374 amino acids. Gene Ontology annotation, biological process: multicellular organism development; canonical Wnt signaling pathway; cell fate commitment.